Molecule: messenger RNA, 1343 nt
Organism: Aricia agestis (brown argus)
Lineage: Eukaryota; Metazoa; Arthropoda; Insecta; Lepidoptera; Lycaenidae
Product: probable inactive tRNA-specific adenosine deaminase-like protein 3
Exons: 2
Coding region: 251-1288 (345 amino acids)
Biological process (GO): tRNA wobble adenosine to inosine editing
Cellular component (GO): cytoplasm; nucleus
Molecular function (GO): tRNA-specific adenosine-34 deaminase activity
Source: RefSeq, a predicted model, not a curated record
UCAUCCACGGCAGUCGUCGUCUGUCUAAUGGCUGCUAUUUUUAAUUUUUAUUAAUAAAAUACAGGAUUUUACAUGCGUGCAUAAUUAAAACUCGUGCUAAAGUUAUAAAAUCGCUGUUCUUAUACGAGCGAGUGUUUUAUGAUUGAUCUCAUGCUUAACGAUUUCUUAAUAAUUGACAUCUCUUUUUCAUCUUCGCAGACUUGAAUUUGGAUUGUGCAAACAGCAAACACCAAAUAGUAAGUGUAAUAUAAUGACAUCAGAAUCUGAGCCAACAGUAAAGAGGUUCAAACCAAACAAUGCAAUUAUGAAAGUGGAUGUGGACGAUUGCAUAAAAAAAAUAUGGACCUCGAAAACAAACUUGAAAGCAGUACUAGCUGAUGAUAUAUACAAAACUAUACCAUCAGUGAAUGUGUUCGUAGGGUGCUUGAAAGAUGUAAAGGAUAUUUCCAAAACCAUUUUAGUUUUAAAUGAGAAGUUGCCUUUAAAAGAUUUGCAGCACUUGAAGAGAGCUAAACGUCAGCACAUCAUACUGUGUAAAACGGAGCUUGUGCAACCCUUGUCAAUACUGGAGUUUAUUAAUAUUCAUGCAGAGGAACUGGCAACUGUAUUCGAAGACUUCCAGCAAGUUGAGGUCCCCUCUUUGCCACCAAAAGUAAAGAAGCAGUAUCAGGAUGCAAAUACUCUGUGGCCAUGCAACUUUCAUCCCAAUCUGUACUUAGAAAAACUAGUCAACAAUGAACUGUUUUCGUCUGACCAAAUAAAACAACAUAAAAAGUACAUGCAAAUUGUGUUUGAACUUGCAAAAUGGCAUAAGGAUAAGGAAAGUUUAAAUGAUGAUAUGAUUAAUAAUGCAGCUCUAGUUGUCGAACCAGUUUCACAAACAGUUGUUGCUAUAGCUUUCGAUAACAGAAGAGACCAUCCAGUUCAGCAUUCUGUGAUGCUGGCAGUUGAUAAUGUUGCUAAAACACAAGGCGGGGGAGUGUGGGCUUCAAGAGAACAUGAUUUGCAAGUGUUGACACAUCUUCAGGAGAAAUAUCCUGAAGUUAAGUUUGGUUACGAAAAGGCACAAGCUAAUGGAAAAGAAGGACCAUAUCUUUGUACUGGAUAUCACAUGUAUUUAUUGAGGGAGCCGUGCUUUAUGUGUGGUAUGGCGCUAGUGCAUGCCAGAGUAAAGUGUAUUUUCUUCUGUCUGGACAAUGUUGAACUUGGUGCGUUGAAAUCUAGAGCAAAAUUGCAAGCUGUGCGAUCAUUGAAUCACCAUUUUGAAGUCUUUACUGACUUUUUAUGAUAUUCUAACGCUUCAACUCCCUAGUGGCCACAACAAUAGAUUUCCAAGAAUCCAU